This is a messenger RNA of Melanotaenia boesemani (Boeseman's rainbowfish), 1338 nucleotides long. Its product is annotated as histone H1.0-B. The transcript has a single exon. Gene Ontology annotation, cellular component: nucleus; nucleosome. Bases 242 to 826 code for a protein of 194 amino acids. Gene Ontology annotation, molecular function: nucleosomal DNA binding; double-stranded DNA binding; structural constituent of chromatin. Gene Ontology annotation, biological process: negative regulation of DNA recombination; nucleosome assembly; chromosome condensation. The record is from RefSeq and is a predicted model, not a curated record. Lineage: Eukaryota; Metazoa; Chordata; Actinopteri; Atheriniformes; Melanotaeniidae.
GGAAUAAGACACUUAAGUGAACCAAGAUACAGGAGCGUCAUUGUACCUGGACAGUUCGAUUAAUAUUUUAAUCCUAAAGAGCAGAAAGUGCGACAGCCUGUGAGGUCGGAGUUUGAGGAAAAGCCAUAUUUUAUUUCUGACUACACAUUUUUUUAUUUGCUCUCUGACGGUCAAGCGCACCGAGCCGGCGAAAUUACACCUCCAGGACUUUUUUCCUUAACUUCUUUAAAAGAAAGUCACCAUGGCAGAGACGUCGGCCGCCCCAGCCAAAGCCAAAAAGGCAUCCAAGCCUAAAAAACCCGCUUCUCAUCCGAAGUACUCGGAGAUGAUCAAAGCGGCUAUUGUUCACGAUGCGAGUCGGAGCGGAGCGUCCCGUCAGUCCAUUCAGAAGUACGUGAGGAAGAACUACAAAGUGGGCGACAAUGCCGAUGUUCAGAUUAAGAUGGCCUUAAAGAGGUUGGUAGCAUCCGGGAUGCUGCGCCACACCAAAGGUAUCGGAGCGUCCGGAUCCUUCAGGCUGACCAAGCCAGAGGACUCCAAAAAGCCAAUCAAGGCAGCGGUGGUUGCCAAACCAAAGAAAGUAGCGAAACCUAAACCCAAGAAGGCAGCCAAACCUAAGAAGGUGUCCAAGACGCCGGAAAAACCCAAGAAAGCAGCUGCGAAGAAAGUGAAAAAGGUCGCGAAAAAGGCGGCACCAGCGAAAGCCAAAAAGGCACCAGUUAAGAAGUCCAAGGCAGCUAAGCCCAAGGCAAAACCAGCAAAGAAAGCUGCCAAACCCAAGGCAAAGACACCCAAGAAGGCAGCCAAGACAUCAAAAAAGAAGUAAAAGAAAAAGGACAAUUAGACACACAAUGUCAUUGUAAAUAAUCGAGUAAAUGUUUUCGUAAAUGUAUUAUUUUUGUAAGGUCUCAUUCAAAGUAAGCUGUAUCAGUAGUUUUCCCUCCACUGCACUAUUUCAUCAAAAAGCUGUAGAAGUAAUUGUGAGCAUUUUAAAUUUCGUUAACAAUUUAGUUAAUUUCUGUCUGUUCACAAAUGGCUACACUAAACUGGUAUUUUGCUGAAAAGGUGUAUAUACAGUCGAACUAAUGAAGUUAUUGUUAGUGCACGGGUUCAUACUGAAAAUACAAAUGUUUGAAUGGUGAGCAUUGUGGAGCCUUUACAAUGUAAAGAACAGUGGACGUCAGCAAGAUUUUCCUAAAGGUUCCAUAGUUCUCAUUCAGUUUCCAUUAUGUACAUUUUCUCAUUCAUAAUAUACAAACACCCCAUUGUUCAGUCACUUUGAAGACUGUUUACAAAUGUAUGUCAAUAAACUUUUGUCAUCUUCUAAAAAAAAAAAAA